Molecule: messenger RNA, 2380 nt
Organism: Schistosoma spindalis
Lineage: Eukaryota; Metazoa; Platyhelminthes; Trematoda; Strigeidida; Schistosomatidae
Source: the annotation of a GenBank genome assembly
AAUUUAUUAACAACAUGCGUGAUGCAUUUUCUAAGGUACUGCUGAAGCCUACAACGGAUUUAAAUCAUUUCAAAUGUCAAAUUGUAUCAUCUUCAAAGUUUGUGACUUGUGAUAAUUACCCCUAAUGUGUCAAUUGUCGAAGAAUAUAAGUAAUUUCCGAUUGAUGUUUACUGAACUGAAGCAAUUUAGUGUCCAAUUGCGUGGGAUUUCUUUGUUUAAACGGUUUCGGAUAGAUAGUAAUGCGAUUCUAGACUCAAUAUCCACUACCAAUAUCGAGUUAAACACUGAUUUGAGAAAAUUCGCCAUUUGUAUAUUUUUGUUACAAGAACUUAUAUUGGUUAUAUUCUACAGUUGAACAAAUCUAUCUAUACCAAAGUUUUCACUUUACAAUUUUUUUAUCUGUGUACAGAGGCAUGAAAACAAAACUAAUAUGGUUCCUACUAACAAUUUACCACAUACGUUAAAACAAUCACUAUUAACCAAUAAGAAACAAGAACCAUUAUGCAUUGAUUAUCAUAUGUUAGCUGACAUUUUACCGAAACCACCCGAAUUACCUAUACCAAAUGAGCCGAAUUUUAUUCCAAAUGAAUUAUAUGAUUUGACAAUCAGUAAAUAUCACAAUGGUAUGAAACUUUUCAUCGAUGAUUAUUCACAGGUAAAAUUAGAUCGCUCUCAGUGAAUGCACUUUAUAUUAAUGGUUUUGUAGAAUUAAAAACAGAUAUUUCUGAAUUAUUUGAAUUAAAUGAAUUCAAAAAUAAAUUGAACAAUUUAAUACUUCUUAUUAAUGAAUAUCCAAAACAAAUAAAUCAAAUUAAAAAUAUAUCAAAUUAUCAAAUGAAAUUGUAUAUUGAAGAGAUUAGUUUAAAGAUUUAUGAAAUUAUGAAAUCACGUAUUGAUAAUUUAUCUAAAUCAUAUAAUAAAUCUAUUGAACAAAUUCGUGGUUCAUGUAGAACACAAUUAGCUAAUACAAUAUCUAUAUUAAAUGGAUUACUUAAUGCUGCUAAACGACAUGAUGGAACAUUAGUUGAAAAUUCACUUCGUAAGCGAAUUGUGGAAUUAGAAACAGUCUUACAACAAAACGAAUUAGAUAUGAAAUGUCUACAAGAAAAAUUCAAAGAACUGGAAGACAAAUACGACUCAUUAAAUCUUGAAAUGCCAAAUAUUGUUAUUUCAAGGAGUUCCUCAGUGGAAUUAUUGCCAACACGAGCCAUUCCACCUGUUUCUGUUGUACUAGUUCAUGAAGACAAAUCCGUACAAGCCGAUUCUUUUGAUAGAAAGAAGGAGUCACUAGAGAAAGAAAUAAAAAAUCUAUUAGAGCAGAUUGAGGUUCUUAAAUCUGCUUUAAGUGCUGUCCAAUCACAAGUAAGGUCAUUAACUGAACAACGUGACCAAUCAGAACAAAAAGUUAAUGGAUUAAAUAAUCAGUUGAAUGAAUUUAAAACAAAUUAUGUUAAAUUAGAAAAACAAUUACUUGAUAAAACUAAUGAAUUAACAAUGUAUAAACAGAAAGUAACUUCAGCUGAAUCACGACUUAAUGAAAUGUUAGCAUCAAUGAAUAAUUUAAGAUCAGAGAAACUUAAAUUAGAACAUGAUUAUGCAAAUAAUCGAGAUAGUGAAAUGUUACAAUUAAAACAACAAUUAGAUGACUUAUUAAAAAAUAAAGAAAGAUUAGAACAUGAAUGUGAUUCACUCCGUAAUGAAUUAGCGCGUUUAAAUCAAAAAUCAAAAGUUCCAGAACCAAUUACUGAAAGUUCAAGUGCUUCUGCUCUUCGCGAACAAGCUCUUAUAGCUGAAAUCAUUCGUUUACGUCGGGAUUUAAAUCGUUUACAAGAAGCUUCAGAAUCAAGAAUUCAAUGUUUGAAAAACAGACUACAAGCAAUUAGUGAAGAAGCAUUUAAACGACAUACAUUAGAAUUGAAAGUAUCACAAUUGCAUACUGCUGCAUUAAAGUAUGCAAAUGAAUUUGACCAACUUACAUCUUCAAACAAAUCAUAUAAUUAUAUUAGUGAGGACAAAACAAAAUGUAAGGAGACCCCUCUUUUCCCUUUACCACCAAUAGCAUUGCCAAUAUCGAAUAAAAUUUCUCAUCAAAAUACAAUGGAAUUAGGAAAUUCAAUGAGGUCAACACUAUCUACGAUUGUACGCACUAAUUAGUUCAUUUUAUAUUAAUUCAUAUAAAUUGUUAUUCUACUUAUAUUAUAUUAGAGUAGUAUAACUUUAUUUGUUGAAUUUAAGUGGCGAUUGUAUAUCCACUUUACCUGACGAUACUUUCUGUGUAAAAAAGCCAAAUCAUUUUAAUAAAUCAAUAAUUUAAAGUAUUGUCUGUGUGAGUAGGUUUAUCUGAUCUAGAUUCAAUUCAUUUGUCCUUUUUUAUAUUUCC